Anthostomella pinea is the source of this 639-nucleotide messenger RNA. The record is from the annotation of a GenBank genome assembly. Lineage: Eukaryota; Fungi; Ascomycota; Sordariomycetes; Xylariales; Xylariaceae.
AUGUCAAUGGCUGGAUCGGCGUUCCCUAGAAUUUCCAUCAGCCUCGAGGCCUCCGCUAACCGCGGCGAGGCUCCUUCAUGGGGCUUGGACGUCUACCGAGCCACAUACGGGGACCAGAAUCUAUGGUAUAGGUAUAUAGAAUACGUCCGAAACGCAGUCGCUCACACACUCCGACCACGCUCUUCCGGAGCAGAAGAGGUCGCAGCAAGCGCGUUGCUACACUCCACGUUUAGGCUUGUUACUAUGGAAGACGUAGGCUGGGAUGGUUUCACAACGGGUCAGCUUCGCGAGGUGUUUGGGCAACGGUCUAGGGCUGCUAUCGAAGAUGUCGACCAGAACCGACACCGGCCCAAGUAUAACUACUUCAUGUACGUCGACAAAGACGUAUUGGAUAGAUUUGAGCGAGCGUUCCCAGCGGGCCAAGAUAUCGUCCCGAACUAUGUCGACGAUGACGUGGUCAUCAUUGUCGUGGAAGCUCUUGAGACCAGAUGGAGCGGAUUACCUCCAGACGGGGCCAUGUUAGAAGAAGAGGAGUGGUCCAAUCAUGAGGAUGAUGACAAAGAGUGGCAAUAUAGCAGAGCCCCCUUCAAUUCCUAUAUUAUAUACCUUCUGUCUCGACGGAGGCCGCAUUUGGUAUGA